This is a messenger RNA of Cornus florida, 819 nucleotides long. RefSeq names its product patatin-like protein 2. Gene Ontology annotation, molecular function: glycerophospholipase activity; monoacylglycerol lipase activity. The transcript is spliced from 5 exons. The coding region runs from base 1 to 819 and encodes 272 amino acids. NCBI's taxonomy places the organism in Eukaryota, Viridiplantae, Streptophyta, Magnoliopsida, Cornales, Cornaceae. The record is from RefSeq and is a predicted model, not a curated record.
AUGGUGAAGGAUCUGCUUGGACCCAAGCACAGUGGAAGAUAUCUGCGUGAUCAAAUCCGAACCAUGUUUGGAGAGACGAGGAUCAGCCAAGCCUUGACUAAUUUGGUCAUUCAUGCCUUUGCUAUAAGAAGACUUCAUCCUAUAGUCUUCUCCACCAAUGAGGGGAAAUCAGACAUCUCCAAGGAUGCAACAUUAUCAGACAUCAGCAUUGGCUCAACAGCUACAACUACAUAUUUUCCCCCAUAUUAUUUUGAAGUUCAUGAUACUCAUGGGUGUUUGAAGGCCUUUAACCUUGUUGAUGAGAAUCCCAAAAGCUGGCCAAAGAAAACUCUUGAGUUUUUCCCAGUAAAGCCUUCAGAUUAUGGGAAGUUUUUGGUGAUCUCACUGGGGACCGGAACAUUGAAGAGGGACAAGAAAUACAGUGCUAGUAAAGCUGCAAAAUGGGGAGUCCUCAAAUGGUUGCGCCACAACGGAAAAAGUCCUAUAGUUGCUGCAUUCACUCAAGCCAGUUCUCGCAUGGUUGAUUUUCACAUGCCUGUCCUCUUACAAGCACUAGGUUCUAAGCACAACUAUCUUCGAAUCCAGGAGGAUGAGUUACAAGGGAACACCGUGACGCUCAAAAUCUCAACGAAGAAGAACAUGAGAAAACUUGUGACAAAUUGGUAUGAAGCUUCUGCCAAAGCCCUUGGAAAAUGGAGAAACAGUUGCAGAAGCUCUCAAGAGGUAUGCUGUGAUUUUGUCACAAGAACGAAGAUCGCGUCAACAGAAAUUGACAUCCAAUUCAUGAAGAACAAGUCUAUCAUUUAUGCUGUUAUAUAA